CCAUCUUCAUCUACAAAUACCUAUGUUUGAACGCACAUCCAUUGUCCCCUUAACCUUCUUGGCAAUAAAUUUCCAUCUUCAUAAUCACCAAACUUCAUGGCGUCUUCGUUCCAGGAACUACACUCUGUGUUACCAUUACUUCUGUUCAACCUUGUUCCUCUGUUCCUGCUCUCUGGUCAAGAACUUGCUUUUGCUUCCUUUGCAAUUUCUUUUGCUGGUGCAGAUCACACAAUUGCAGUAGGGAAUAUGGAAGCAGAAGCUCUUCUAACAUGGAAGGCUAGUCUUCACAACCAAAGCCAAGCUGUCUUGUCGUCGUGGACUGGAGGCAGCCCUUGCGAUUGGACAGGCAUCUAUUGUAAUGAGGCUGGAAGUGUCAUCAACAUAAGCCUGUCAAAUUCUAGAUUGAAAGGUACGCUUCAGAGUCUCAACUUUUCGUCCAUUCCCAAUCUCGUUGAGAUUCACCUAUUUGGCAACUCAUUAUAUGGAACUAUUCCUUCAUAUAUUGCUAACCUUUCCAAGCUUACUUUCCUUCAAUUGGAUUUGAAUGAUAUAUCUGGAAGUAUUCCAUCUGAAAUAAGCUCAUUAACAAGUCUUGGAUUUCUUGCCCUGUCAGAAAACCUUAUUACUGGCUCCAUUCCUCAAGAAAUUGGGAUGUUGAAUUCUCUUUCUUAUCUUGAUUUGUCAUAUAACAAACUUAGUGGUGCUAUUCCUGCAUCCAUAGGAAACUUAAGCAAUUUGAAACGACUGUACCUACAUGGAAAUGAACUUUCAGGUUCCAUACCCCAAGAAAUUGGACUACUCACGGCUCUCAAUACGCUACACUUGUCAGAGAAUAACCUUACUGGUGCAAUCCCAACUUCUAUAGGAAAAUUGACAAAACUAGCUUCUCUCAUGCUUUAUAACAAUGGACUUUCUGGUGCUCUCCCUAUAGAGAUGAAUAAUAUUUCUGCAUUGAAAACAUUCCAAAUAAAAUCCAAUCGAUUUGUUGGCCAUUUACCUCAAGACAUUUGCCUUGGUGGAUUGCUUGAAAAUAUCUCUGCUUCUGACAAUAAUUUCACGGGCCCUAUCCCAAAAAGCUUGAGAAACUGCAGUAGCUUAAUAAGAGUCAGGCUUGAGAAAAACCAACUUACAGGGAAUCUAGCGGAUGAUUUGGGGAUAAACCCACGGUUGAACUAUUUAGAUUUGAGUGACAACAAAUUCUAUGGCAAACUUCCAUCGAAAUGGGAGGGCUUCCUACGUUUGUCAACAUUGAAAAUCUCAAGUAAUAAUAUUUCGGGCCAAAUUCCACCAAACCUGGGAAAUGCAACUGUGCUGCAAGUAAUUGACCUCUCUUCAAAUCACAUUGUUGGAGGGAUUCCCAAAGAAUUAGGGAAAUUAAAGUUGCUCGAACUAUUUCUUAAUGAUAACCAGCUUUCAGGUGGCAUUCCACAUGAAAUAAUGGUAUCUGACCUUGAACGUCUCAACUUGGCAGCAAACAGUUUAAGUGGAUCGAUUCCUGAACGACUUGGAGCAUGCUCAAAACUAUUGACCUUGAAUCUUAGCAACAAUAGUUUUAAAAGCAGCAUUCCUCCAGAGAUUGGCAAUUUGCAUUUUCUGGUAAAUCUUGAUCUCAGUCGUAAUUUGUUGAUGGAUAACAUCCCGUCACAACUCGGAGAACUACAAAUGCUUGAGACAUUAAACCUCUCCCUCAACAAGCUAUCAGGUACCAUCCCAAUCUCUUUCAAUAAUUUGGUGAGCUUGACAACAGUAAACAUAUCCUACAAUGAGUUGGAAGGCCCUGUUCCCAACAUUAAAGCCUUUCAAGAUGCUUCUUUCGAUGCACUUAGAAACAACAAGGGCCUAUGUGGCAAUGCAACCGGAUUGAAAGCCUGCGUCUCUCCUAAAACCAAUAGAACUGCACGGAAAAUGGGUUACAAAAUUAUAACACUGAUUGUUCUUCCUGUUUUAGGUGGUCUGUUUCUAUUUAUUUUCCUGCUUGGAGGUCUUUUCAUUCUUCGCCACAAGACUAAAAGCAGAAAAUCCAGGUCAGGGGACGAACAUUGUAUAGACAUUUUCAAAUCAUGCGGCCUGCAGGAUGGAAAAAUGCUAUAUAGAGACAUUAUUAAGGCCACUGAGGAUUUCAGCUCCAAUUGCUGCAUUGGAGUAGGGGGAUAUGGAAUUGUUUAUAAAGCUGUGUUGCCAACAGGUCAGGUGAUUGCCAUAAAGAAACUUCACCAAUCACAAGAUGGUAAGACAUCUAAUUUGAAGGCAUUUAGAAGUGAGAUUCGUGCUCUAUCUGAUGUACGACAUCGAAACAUUGUGAAGUUAUAUGGUUUUUGUUCACAUCCAAAGAACUCAUUUCUGAUUUACGAGUACGUAGAAAGAGGAAGCUUGAAGAUGAUUUUGAGUAAGGAUGAAAAGGCAAUGGAGUUGGAUUGGAAGAAGAGGCUUAAUAUUGUAAAAGGAAUAGCUAAUGCAUUGUGCUAUAUGCAUUGUGAUUGUUCUCCCCCGAUUGUUCAUCGUGACAUUUCCAGCAACAAUGUUCUUUUGGAUUUAGAGUACGAGGCUCAUGUUUCUGAUUUUGGCACUGCAAGGCUCUUGAUGCCUGACUCCUCCAACUGGACCUCAUUUGCAGGCACCUUGGGUUACGUAGCUCCAGAGCUAGCCUAUACCAUGAAAGUGGACAAAAAAUGCGAUGUGUAUAGCUUUGGAGUGGUGACACUUGAAAUAAUAAUGGGAAGGCAUCCAGCAAGUAUUAUCUCCUCACUUUCUUCUGCAGCAUCAGCGACUUCAUCGCCAACAUCUUCAACAAUUGAUCGAUGUACACCAUUUGUGGAUAUAAUAGACCAACGGCUCCCACCUCCUCAAAAUGAAGUUGCUGAGUUUGUUGUCUAUAUUGCCAGGCUUGCAUUCGCAUGCCUCUGUGGUAAUCCCCAAUCUCGGCCAACCAUGCAGCAAAUUUCAAUGAAGCUAAUAUCAAGGUGGUCUCAUUUGGCGAAGCCAUUUUCCAUGGUAGAGUUGGGGGAAUUAUUGGGUCAUGAAGAUGUCAUUGUAUAAACUAUAAAGACUAAUUUACCACUAAGUUUUGAAGUGUGGCAAAACCCAUAAAUUAGUCCCUGUCAUAUUUUUUAAUAAUAAUUUGGUUCUCAAAAU
This is a messenger RNA of Hevea brasiliensis (rubber tree), 3132 nucleotides long. Its product is annotated as MDIS1-interacting receptor like kinase 2-like. NCBI's taxonomy places the organism in Eukaryota, Viridiplantae, Streptophyta, Magnoliopsida, Malpighiales, Euphorbiaceae. The transcript has 2 exons. The coding region runs from base 97 to 3036 and encodes 979 amino acids. Gene Ontology annotation, molecular function: protein kinase activity; receptor serine/threonine kinase binding; ATP binding. The record is from RefSeq and is a predicted model, not a curated record. Gene Ontology annotation, biological process: protein phosphorylation.